This is a messenger RNA of Rhagoletis zephyria (snowberry fruit fly), 3029 nucleotides long. It is a transcript of the gene Gcn5, whose product is annotated as Gcn5 acetyltransferase. Gene Ontology annotation, biological process: positive regulation of transcription by RNA polymerase II; chromatin remodeling. The record is from RefSeq and is a predicted model, not a curated record. Gene Ontology annotation, cellular component: nucleus; ATAC complex. Gene Ontology annotation, molecular function: protein binding; histone H3 acetyltransferase activity. NCBI's taxonomy places the organism in Eukaryota, Metazoa, Arthropoda, Insecta, Diptera, Tephritidae.
UCGUCUUUCAUUCGUGUGUGUCAAAAAAAAACACGUAAAAAAGCAUCACCAAACGCUAUCGGAAUAAACAUUUUUGUGGUAAAAAAGCCAAUUUAAAAAACUUGUGAAUCGAGUUGUUUUAAUACAAUAGAAUUCCCAGCUAAAUAGACAAAAGGCCACAAAGAGUCUCAUCUAAACAUUUAAUAGUAGACUGCUAGAAAAGCAGAAUUUGCCGAGGACGCAGCCGAGUGAUUGUGACAGCGACACAUCUGUUUGUUCGUGCGCUUUGUCUUUGUUUACAACGCUCUGGGAAUUGUGAAAUUGCAUUUUGUACACGAUUUUAUACCGACCUAGUCUUCCAGUGAGUCGAUUUAAUCAGACCAGUAUUUAUUAAAUACUAUCAAUUUGGUAUGUCCGGUGGAGCUUUAAUUACGUUGAAAGAAGAUGCAACUGACGCUGGAGGAAGUGCCAACGGCGGAGGUGGCAAUUCCAACAUGGCAAGCAGUCAACAAAACUCCGGAUCCGGAAAUGCCAACACCGCAGCCAAUGCAAACGGCAGCAAUGGCGGUCCUCCUGAAGGAACGCGUCAAAAUAGCCUACAGCGUAUCCAACUGCGUAAACAAAAAGUCUUCAAUUUGCCUGUUCCGCAGAAAUUGGCGAAACUUUCCAUGUACUCUGCAUGUCAGAGCGAAGGCUGCCGUUGCACUGGAUGGAAGACUCCACAAGAAAAUCGCCACCGCGAUGUAGAGUCCUCAUCGUAUUGUCCUGAAUUUACGGAGGAAUGCCGUAGCUGUAGACACGCAUUACAAAAUCAUAUCGCGCAUCUCGAUGGCAUAUCCGGUUCCCAAAUGAACGAUCUCCUGGGUGCCAUUAUAGAUAUGGAAAAUCUGUUCAUGUCGAUGCAACGUGUGGAAGAUGAGGAUACGAAAAAAGUUUAUUUAUAUUUAUUUCGACUACUCCGUCAAUGUGUUCUUACUCGUCAGCAGGCUGUUAUUCGCGGACCACUGGGUGAUCCUCCAUUCGAGUCACCAUGCAUUGCUAAAGCCGUUUCCUCAUUUGUCUUUUACAAAUACAAUCAUUUAAGUCAGACUGAGUUGCAAACCAUGACCGAGGUGGCAAAGACAUUUCUUAAUUUUUUAAACCAUUACAACUUUGAACCGCCCUCUAUGCGUCGCACUGGACUUACACAUGAAGACGCUUCAACGUAUAAAAUCAACUAUACACGCUGGCUUGUUUUUUGCCACGUACCUGCGUUCUGCAAUUCCUUGCGCCACUUUGAGACGUCGCUCGUAUUUGGCCGUACUCUACUUCGAACAAUCUUUAAAUAUAUGGCCGAACAGCUGAGAAAUAAAUGUUCCUCGGAACGUGAUCGUUUCCCAGCUGAUAAACGAUCGAUCAUAACGCAAAUGCCCAAAUUCUUAGAUGCCCUCAAAGCCGAACUAUUGAAAGAUGAUUCACCGAUUUGGGAUCAAGGAUUUAGGCCAUCCACUGCAUUUAUUAUACAACAACGUAAACGUCAACAAGAAGCCAGUACGGGAGCUGGCGCAAGUAAACGAACUGGAGCAGGAGAACCUGCGCAUAAAAGAGUGAAAAAGGAAAGCACUGACCGUGCAAGUGGCGAUUCUCACUUUGAAGAUCUGUCCGAUGAAACCGUCGUGCGUGCUUUAAAAGCUAUAUCGGAAUCAAAAGCGAUUAAUAAAUCCGAAAUUCUAUUUCCGGUUAAUGUUUCUCGUGACGAGAACGUAAAAGCAGAAGAACAACAACGUGCAAUCGAGUUCCAUGUAGUCGGCAAUUCUUUGACAAAGCAAGUCGAUAAGCAAACAAUCUUUUGGCUUAUUGGUUUGCAGGCAGUAUUUGCAUAUCAACUGCCUGAAAUGCCGCGCGAAUACAUAAGUCAAUUGGUUUUCGACACUAAGCAUAAAACCUUGGCACUCAUAAAGGAGAAUCAACCGAUUGGUGGCAUUUGUUUCCGUCCGUUUUCUAGUCAGGGCUUUACAGAAAUUGUUUUUUGCGCCGUCACUAUGUCCGAACAAGUCAAAGGCUAUGGCACACAUUUGAUGAAUCAUCUAAAGGAUUACAGCAUUAAACAUGGCAUACGUCAUUUGCUGACUUAUGCUGACUGUGAUGCUAUUGGCUAUUUUAAGAAACAAGGUUUCUCCAAGGAUAUCAAAUUAGCGCGCCCUGUAUAUGCUGGUUUUAUCAAGGAGUAUGACGGUGCCACGCUUAUGCAUUGCGAACUGCAUCCGAGUAUCGUGAACAUAAAAUUCGUUUUAGUUAUUCGCAAACAAAGCGAAAUUUUAAAGGAACUUAUUGCACAACGGCACAAUGAGGUACAGAAAGUGCGCCCCGGUUUGACCUGUUUCAAGGAAGGACUACGUUCCAUACCCGUUGAAUCGAUACCAGGAUUGCGGGAAAUCGGUUGGAAGCCACAAAUGCGCGCACAACGUACCGCCCGUCCACUUGAAGAGUCUUCCGAUCCAGAAAAAUUAGCCGCAUCCUUUACUGCCGUUCUUCAAUCGGUGCGUCAGCAUCAAGCAGCUUGGCCAUUCCUGCGCCCUGUGACCACCGCUGAAGUGCCCGACUAUUAUGAUCACAUAAAAUAUCCAAUGGACUUGAAGACCAUGGGAGAACGCCUCAAGCAGGGUUAUUAUGUGACGCGUCGCCUAUUCAUGGCCGACAUGGCGAGAAUUUUUUCAAAUUGCCGUUUCUACAACUCACCUGAAACUGAAUAUUAUCGCUGCGCUAAUUCAUUGGAACGUUACUUUCAGACAAAGAUGCGGGAGUUGGGUUUGUGGGACAAAUGAUGUUGCGCCCUUAAUGCCGCCGUCGAUAUGCUUAGCGAACACGAACGCGAUGCGGAUGAACAUAGUGUUAGCGAUCCGGCAGCAACAACUAUAGAAAACUUAAAUUUACAGCAAACAGAAGGUAAUAGUAGUGGCGGUGGUGAUGGCGGCACUAACACAGUGUUGGCAGUUAACUUGGGUGUAAUUUCCGCAUUGCCAGAAGAUAUAUUUAAAACUUAAAAAUUAGUAAGCUCUUGAAAAAAAAAA